UUUGUGUACCUUCCGGCGCGAAGUUGGCGUAAGAGAGUUGUUGCCGUUUUUACUCCUUAUACACCUGUCAACUAGAAAUCUAUCGACGGGGUGCAUAAACAGAGAAGAACAAACCCGUAUACAGCAGACAAUGACUUCAAUGAACGGAAAUGGAUUCAGUACGGAGGAGGACAGCCGAGGGGGCUAUGACCAGAUCUGCUGCCUGAUUGAUAAUGGCAGCCACUGUAUCCGUCAGGCGGGCAAUGCCAGCUACAGCAAGAGGAUACAAAAGACAGUCCAGCAGAGGAACCUCAAGCUGACCAGAGAUGAUGGAGUAGCACACAUCUAUAUUUGUGAUCAUCAUAAGACCGUCAUUCAGAGUGUGAGGAAGAGAAAACGAAAAGACAGCGAGGACGACAGAAACUCUCCAGAUGCUGACGAUGACGUUCCAGAGAUUGACUUUUUCCAAAUGCCUGUGAACUCGUUGAGGCGAUACAAACGUCAUUACAAACUGCCAACAAAGCCAGGCAUGAACAAGGCUCAGCUGGCAGAUUUGGUUGCAAGGCACUUCAAGACAAUUCCAGUCAUUGAAAAAGAAGCAUUGACAUUUUUUAUUUACAUGGCCAAAAACUACAAGAGCAAAUUUGACCAGAAGCACAUUGAAACCUUGCCAAGUUAGAUGAAAGGGAAUCAGCAGAGUUUUUAAUAACUAUUGAGACAUAUGUGUAUAUUGUAUCCCAGCGUGGGAGGAUAUGAAGUGCUCCAGGAUGGUGUGAGCUGAUGCAACAUGGGGCACUUCUCUUAAAUCUGUGGGUUAGCUGCAGAAAUAUGACUGGCAGUGUUAGGAACUGUGAACUGUGGAACUUUGCCGAGCGCUUGGAAAAGUCUUGGACACUGAACCCAAUCUAUAGGUGAUUGCCAUGCUGCCUGAAGUUAUGGACAGACACAGACAUUGGACUUAAUCUGGACGGCUUCAUACCUUGAAUUCAAACCAAACCUAACUUUUAUUCCACCUGAAGAGACUGUUAGACAACCUCAGAGAUUAAACUCAAACCAAACCCAAGCUUUAUUCCACCUAAAGAAACUUUUAGGCAAUCCCAGACGCUGAACUCAAACCAAACCAAUCCAAAGGACAGCCUCAGAUAUUCAAGCCAAACCUUUUUAGUUUUAAUCUAAAUGGUGUAUUACCUGUCGUCACUAUUGUUCUAUUAGUUGAACAAUUCCAGUGGUUUUCUGUGGCUAUUUGCAGGUACUUCUACAAGCACUUCUUGAAACAUACAUGGUACAUGUAACUGUAGCAAGAAUCACUUGGAGUACACAUAGAAUAUGUAAUGGGGGAUCUGUUAGGUACAUCUCAGUGUCACUUCUCAGGAAUUGGUUAAAAUUUAUACUCGUAGAGCAAGGGCUUCUUGCACAUUGCGACCAUAACCUAUUGCCUGUAUAUAGUUGACCGUAACUACCAUGGCAACAUAUGUUUUUAACAUGUCUCCAUGGCAGUUACGAUGAGUGGAGUGUACAAUAGUCGUGUGCAAGUGGCCCCAGGGCUCUGGCAAAUCACACGGGGGAUUACUUAACCAUUUAGGGGGAUGAUGGGGUUUUUAAUAUCAGCUAGUUAUUUGGAUGCAAUGGUAGUUAUGCACAAGUGAUGCUAGAAGUAUUCGUGUACUACCCUAAAUGACCAUGAAUUUCGUCCAUGACAAGCUUGCCCAUUUUUCCUGAUUCUGAGAGUCCUGUUGAUUUUAAAAAGGUGUUUGGAGGUUUGCUUGGAACUUGGUGUGAUAUUCUAUUGGAAAAUUCCAAGUUUCAGCACCAAAAAGAAUAUUUUGUGAUACCUAUGUGCCUCUUAAAUGGCUCUUUUUGUGCGUGAAAUUUUAGGUCAUUUAAGGUACAUGUAUUUCCCUGGGCUCUGAACAACCUGAUGAUUCAACUGGCAAAGGUUCUUACAGGGAUGGUAAGAUAACCAGAAUGAUCAGGUCACUACUCAGCUUGGAACCAAAUGCCUUCUGAAAAGAAUAUGUCAUUAGUACAGAAUUGAGCAGUUUCAGGUGCUUGUGUAUGGUGCACUUAUUUAGGAACUUUGGAGUUUUCUGUUUAACAUUUUUCAAAAAUUGUUUUUCAAGUUGGCUCCUUGUUAAAGGGGAAGAAAACUUUAGAAAAUGACACUAUAGGCUGAAAAGAGUACAUUUUUUUCUAUCUGGUGUUGCCUGCUGAGUCUAUCGCGUCCUCCAUCUUUAAAGCCCUGAAAUUGUAUGUUGCCUCUCAGCCAGUGAGAGUCGUUAAAACUACCAGCUUGUUCGUGUCAACUUGGAAUUUACGUCCGACAUUCCGGUUUUCCGAUCGUCAGUGGUAUUUUCAGUGGUAUUUGAUUGAUAUUUAAAUUUUCUUCUCCUGUAAUUUAAGUCUGUUAGGACGGGGAAACGCAGUGAAAGUCUAGAUCAGCUUUUUGGUAACAUUUUGAAACUGUCAGUAAUAUUGUGACAUGGACACAGAUUUUGCGUUCUGAACUGUACUCCAGUAGUGUUCAAUUACUGACGAGUUUACAUUGAAAACUUGUCGUUAGACUAGUUUACCUUUCUGGUGACAGUUUUGGAACUGUGUCUCUAAUACUGCGGUGCUUUCCCUCAAAUUUGUGAACCCAGCACAUGUACACAGCAGCUACAUUACAGUACUGUGGAAAUAUUCACCAGGGCCCUUAUUUAUCAAACAUCUAUAGACUUUUAGUCAAAACUUCAAACCCACCACAACUGAAAUUUUUCACUCUAGAAAGUAAAAAAAAUUGCUAUACUGAUUCCUUACUGCAUAAAAGUGUAGUAACUACAUGAGUUGUUUCCUGGUCCAAAAUUGGAUUUUUAAAGACUUGUAAUUUAUAAGUUAAGCCUUAAGUUGUUCGAUGAAUAUGGGUCUAGUGCUACUUGAUUGGGAUUCCCGUGGUAGCUGCUGUUGACUGUCAUACCAUAAUGCUACCAUGUUAGUGUUUUACAGUAAUGCAAGGUUUAUAGUGCAGUACAGCAUACAUAGGUAUGUGCAGACCAUUCUGGUCAGAGUGCUUCGUACUGAUACUUUUGCAGUGUAUGAGUUUAACUUAAAUUCUUCAUUGUUACAUUACACCAUGGGUUGAUUUCCCUAAGCCAUUUGUGGUUUUAGUCAGAAACUGAAAUACAAGAAUUUAUAAACACUAGAAAUUGGCAUUUUGGCCACUUCAUAU
This is a messenger RNA of Liolophura sinensis, 3184 nucleotides long. Its product is annotated as histone deacetylase complex subunit SAP30 homolog. The coding region runs from base 131 to 658 and encodes 175 amino acids. The record is from RefSeq and is a predicted model, not a curated record. Gene Ontology annotation, biological process: regulation of DNA-templated transcription. NCBI's taxonomy places the organism in Eukaryota, Metazoa, Mollusca, Polyplacophora, Chitonida, Chitonidae. The transcript has 5 exons. Gene Ontology annotation, cellular component: histone deacetylase complex. Gene Ontology annotation, molecular function: transcription coregulator activity; protein binding.